This is a messenger RNA of Zootoca vivipara (common lizard), 5430 nucleotides long. RefSeq names its product nudix hydrolase 8 (gene NUDT8). Gene Ontology annotation, molecular function: coenzyme A diphosphatase activity. NCBI's taxonomy places the organism in Eukaryota, Metazoa, Chordata, Lepidosauria, Squamata, Lacertidae. The record is from RefSeq and is a predicted model, not a curated record.
CUCCGCUUCCAUUGGCUGAUGCGGACGCCUCCGUCCACCCUCGUCGGCCGGAAUUUUCGGCAGGGAAGAAGCGCGUCUUUUCACCGAAGAACGCUCGUCGGCGCGGGGAAAGGGCAUUAUGCUUCCAACGCUUCGCCACUUCUGCCACGGCAGGACUCCUGCGCCCAUAACCAGCGUGGGCCCAGUUCGUAGAUACUUAUCCUGGGAAAACGAGCAGCGUUGCCGGGGGCAGCUUGAGGCGUCUACCAACCGAUACAGACAAGAAGUUGCGCCAGCAGCUGUUUUGGUGCCCCUGUGCUCUGUGGCUGGGGACCCAGCCAUCCUGUACACGCUGAGGUCCAGCACCAUGACUGGUGUGCACAAAGGAUCUGUCAGUUUCCCAGGUGGUAAGCGCGACAGCUCUGACCGGGAUCCCAUUGCCACGGCACUCAGGGAAACUCACGAAGAGUUGGGCCUGCGGGUAGAGGAGGACAGCGUCUGGGGAAUCAUGAGGCCUAUACCUGAUAAGACAAAAAUGAUGGUUAUGCCUGUGCUAGCUAACUUGGGUCCUCUGGAGCGCCUGACUCUGAAGCCUAAUCCCCAAGAGGUUGAGGCCGUUUUCACACUGUCUUUUCACCACUUGUUGCAAGAAGAGAACCAGGGCUACACUAACUUCUGCCUCAGGGGUUCCUACAGCUACACACUUCCUGUCUUCCUGCACGGUCCUCACCGUGUAUGGGGUCUCACAGCCAUGUUCACUGAUUUAACUCUGGAAUUGCUGGUGCCAGGGGCAUACCGCAGGCGGACUCAUGCGCCGGGCAGAUUGUGACCUUGGCUACCAAACUCUGCUCCCCUUUCCUAUGUUUGCCAAAGGACUUCGAUGCAGGUGGUGCUAAUUCCUUUCCUAAGUCACCAGAGUAUUUUCAAAACGCAAGUCUAUCCACUCUUGUUCGGCACACAGAAAUUGGCUUGUCCUGCUCCUGGUGCAAUUGCAUUUCAUCGUUAGUGGUCGGGGAACGAAUUGCCUAGCCACUUCUGCUAACAGCUGCUGCUACACUUGUUUAUGAAUAGACCUUGAAUAAACAGACACACUGGGAACUCGGUGCAGGUAUUUGUGAAUGUGUUGAAGACAGAACACAGCAGUAGGCAGUCAAAAGAGAUGUUGGUACAGUACUGGACAGUAGCUCAGCUCUAUUCAGUAGCACUUUGUUGACAGGUCAAGUUAAAUAAGGAUUUGCCAAGGUUCUUAGGUGUCCAUGUAAUGGCUCAGAACUGUGAGCAAAUGUUGAUCCCUACCUUCUUGUUUGAGGGACCCAGGUGGCGCUGUGGUUAAACCACAGAGCCUAGGGCUUGCUGAUCAGAAGGUCGGCGGUUCGAAUCCCUGUGACGGGGUGAGCUCCCGUUGCUUGGUCCCAGCUCCUGCCAACCUACCGUAGCAUUUUGAAAGCAUGUCAAAAUGCAAGUAGAUAAAUAGGAACCGCUACAGCAGGAAGGUAAACGGCGUUUCCAUGUGCUGCUCUGGUUUGCCAGAAGCGGCUUUGUCAUGCUGGCCACAUGACCUGGAAGCUAUACGCCGGCUCCCUCGGCCAAUAAUGCGAGAUGAGCGCGCAACCCCAGAGUCGGUCACGACUGGACCUAAUGGUCAGGGGUACCUUUACCUUUACCUUGUUGUUUAUGGUGCCAGGAUGCUUGGCUGAAGGAUGCUAUUCCCCGUUUUUUUUUCUAGUACUUGCCUUCACAACAUGUUUUCCUCACCUCGUGCAUAUGAGAAUUUGUUUGAUAUUCAAGCAAAUGAUCUCCAUACCCUUUCAGCCAAUUCCAUUUAACGUGGAAGUUGAGUUUAGGUUGUCCAUGUGGAUUGAACAAGAAUUUCUUGAACUAUGUGUACUUUAGAAUCAAACCGUUUUGUGACUCGCUAACACAGGAAUAUUUAAACACCCAUUCCAUUUUGUACUGGGUUAAGUCUGAAUUUUGUCUGAGUCACAGGCUGAGCUCCUGGGUCUUCAAGGCAUGGGACAUCUCCCCCCCCCCCAGUCAUUCGUACCCCUUUGGAUUUGCGAGGUGAGCGUGCACAGCUGCCCAGAAGACUUGUCAUUGAGGGUCAGGGGACAGUUUGUAGGACCAGGAGUCCCAAAGGAUGCUUUGUCAAGAGGUUACUGGGGGAGCCAAGGCUAUGAGGGGAGGAGGCUGAGUUGUUAAAUACAGUGGUACCUCGACUUGCAAAUGACUCGACCUAUGAAUGUUUCGAGUUACGAACAGAGUUCCGUCCGCCAUUUUGGAUGCAGUUUUUUAUGCACGAAUUUUUAGAUAGGAUUUUUCGGACUUACGAAUUUUUUUAAUUUCCCCCCCCAUUGGCUUCGACAUGAAUUUUUCGACUUACGAAGGUCCGUUCGGAACGGAUUAAAUUCGUAAGUCGAGGUACCACUGUACACAGCUUUCACUCACCAUUGAAGAGGAUGACUCAGAAGCCUUGCCUCCAGCAAGUUGAGGAGUGCUUCACAUAAAAUUGAUUUAGCCAUCUCUACUUAGAACUGAUAUCCAUGAGGAAGCUGUUUCUUGUGAAGUGCCGUUAACUAGUAGAGCAUAUGCCUCUCUGUGAUAGUUUUCAAAUACAGUAUAUACAGUGGUACCUCAGGUUAAGUACUUAAUUGGUUCUGGAAGUCUGUACUUAACCUGAAGCGUACUCAACCUGAAGUGUACUUAACCCAAGGUAUGACUAUACUCUUAAUUUCAGGGUUUAAAAUAUUACUUUCUUUGGUCAAUAGGUGGCAGUGCCACCUUAAGAGAACCCAGAGGGUUCUUUGGUGGUUUAUCGGCUCCUUAAGAGUGGAGACAGCCAGGACACCAGGGCGACUAGCUCUGGAGAGAGCAGCCUGCUCCUCCCAGCAACAUUUUCCCCUGAGAGGAAUGCAAGAUUUGACUACCUCCUGCAGAGGGACAGGCAGGCUGGCCUUCCUGUUUGGAUGAAAUCACUGGGGCAGAAAGUCAGAGGCAUGUCUCUGGAGAGCUCAAUAACGGGAAUCCUCUGCCUGGGCCACGCUUGAAAAUUCACUGACUAGUUCCAAGAAUGGUCUUCAUUUGGUUCACUGGGGAAAAUGACAAGCAAUCAAACCACAGGAAAGAUCUGUAGAAGUUCUUUCAGGCCACUGAAUAAAAGGACAGAAAAGGCUAAAUUUCAGUGUUUUAGUAUUGUUUUCCCUUUCUGAGCCAAGGGUAACCCCAUCUUUUAAUAAAAAAUUCCUUCAGUAGCACCUUAAAGACCAACUAAGUUUUUAUUUUGGUAUGAGCUUUUGUGUGCAUGCACACUUCUUCAGGUAUUAAUGAGGAUGCAUUAAUAUUACAUUUUCAUUCUUAGUAAUAGUAAAUUAUUUUAAGAUGUAUUAAAAUACCUGCUUUUUAUCUGCUCAUGUUUUCUGAAAAUAUCAGGAAAUGGCAAAGCUGCAUGGAAACUUAGUGCUACUGAUGCUACUGUUUAGGGUUCUUUGUUGAACUUUCCAUAACGUUGGGGUUGCAGUUCCAUUUGCUCCAAAAUAAAUGUAUUUGGCUCAAGCUGGUAUAUUUAGUAGGAGGGAAUUGUCAUAUUGAGCGGAACAGAGUAAGAAGAAAGAGGGUUCUUUGGUGGUUUAUCGGCUCCUUAGAGUGGAGUUUGAUUAGGAGACAGCCAGGACACCAGGGCGACUACGGUAGCUCUGGAGAGAGCAGCCUGCUCCUCCCAGCAACAUUUCCCCCUGCCCGUUUAUGGCAGUGAAUGCUAAAAAGGAUACUGUUCUAAAUAGCAAAAACUAUAGUGUCCCUCCUGCUAUCGCUCAGUGCUGGCUCAAGACGUUUUGCAGACUGAAGCAGAUCCCAAAGAGCAGACCCCGCCCGGUGCAGGCAGUGCUUUAAAAAGUAUUGCGGUUCGAGGACCCGCCCCCGCGGGAAAUGAAGACACAGUGACACAUGGUUUUUGAGAUAAUGGGUAAAAUAAGGCCACAACUUUAUUGGUUAGAGCAAGUGAGAGGUAUUGGCUUAGGCAUUGGACACCCUAGCAAGCAUGACUCCACCGCGCUCAGCGGGGGGUCAUAUCAGGUUAACACCCCAAGGGAGGAGCCUGUUGAUGCAAAUACAACUGAAAGCUCCCCCUGGUGUCACCGGGGGUCGUGCCAUGGCCCUAGCCUCAGCAGGGCAUUGGACGGGAUCCACGACCGCCGGAUCCCUUAAGGGGAUACCCCUAUAAGAGGGGGGUUGGAUGAUGACCACAACCAGUCCUCAAACACACCAGAUGACUCCAUAUUCCAAUGCCGAACCGCCAAAUACCAAAAGAAGUUGUGACGAAUUGCUACGAGGUAGGCGAAAAAACCAAGAGGCCUGUGCCAAUUAGCCAAAUGGAUAAAAAACUCCUACCAGGCCCCUUGGGCAACCAAGGCAACCAACCGAAGUCCAUAGCAAGGUCAAAGCGCACACACAAAGGGAAGACCUAAAGGGAGGGUGGGCAGGAGAUCCUUUGUGAUGCAGCAGGAGAAGGAGGAUUCCCCUGCUGCCGCGCCAAUUUAAACCUCCCCAAACCCCGCCCCCAGGCUGGCCCUAUUGGCCAGCCGGAGGCUUAGCGCGACAGCGGGGAUUGGCUGCAGCAGGGGGCCGAUACAUACCCCCCUGCUUGCCGCGAGGAGCGUGUCCCGCCCGCAAAGUCUCCCCUCGCCGAGGAGGAGAGAUCUUGUGGCAACAUUUAGACACCAGUUCCUGCCUUCAUAUUCUACCACCUCAUGGUGUUGCCUGAGAUGGGAGUCUUCACUCUGCCAUAUGAUAGGGCUGGCUGGCCCUGGUUAUCCUCCUUACUGAAAACUUUGAGCAUCUCAGCACAGCUAUUGUGUAGAAAAAUUGAAGAAAGUGCUUGUGCGCUGUACCUUCUGACACAUCUUGGCACAACUGCUGCCUGCAAGAAAGUGCUUGCCUUCUUCUCAGUCACAGGAAUCCAUAGGUGCAAACACAGCAAGUAUUUACUUUCUCAAAUUCUGCUUAUUCGGAAGAGCAGCAAGGAGGCUGUCAGCUACAGCAUGGAGUGGAACUGACAUUAUAUCCCCGAAGCAUUUAAAAGCGUGCACAUAACACAUUCCUCGAAGAAGGGGGGAUUUAGGAUAAUUUACGCUAUAGAACUACUUGGAUCGAUUCCACCUGCCCUUUAAGAAACAUUCCACACAUUUUUCCCUCACAAAGAAGCUGUCUGAUGAAUUGUUAGGUGUUUUGUCAAGCUUGUGUGUAUGGAGUUCUUUUGUUAUUUUGGGUGGGUUUUUUAAAUGUUUCAACAGAAGGAUUUUAGCUCAGGCAGUGACAUUGGAAUACUGUGAGAUUAAAGUGACAAUAAUCCUCCAGUGAGGAAGAUUGAGUGGUGCAAGUUGACAAAAUAUAUUGCUUAAUUACUUUAUGCAAGUAUCUCUCUUCUCUCUCUCUCUCUCUCUCUCUCUCUCUCUCUCU